GGAAGAACGUUAAUAUGUCCCGGCAACAAGUAUGGUUAUUGAUGUUCAUAAGUCUUAUUUUCUACACUCCGAAAGUUCUCUGUUUUAUAAUGACUGAUCAGAACACUGAGAUUACAUUUGAACAGUUUGCGAAGUUAGUGACCACGGAAUUAACGACCCUCAAAGCAGAAAACCACCAGCUUCGAACAGAGGUAGAUGCUUUGAAAGCAAAAGCUGCGAAGGAUGUCGUCGUGGCUUUCCACGCUGAGAUUAGCGGGGUGACCAAUAUCCCCACUCACAGCACCGUCCGGUUUAACAAAGUCGACGUCAACAUUGGUAACGGCUACAACAGUGGAUCUGGCAUGUUUCGAGCCCCGGUCGGCGGGGUAUACCUGUUCUUUCUUCAAGUGUACUCGAAACCAGGGCAGAUCGUCUCUCUUUAUCUGAUGAAACAAGGCACGACCGUCAACGAAGCCGUUGCAGGAAUGGAUGGCUAUCAGUCCAAUACUGUGGCAGAGAUGAUUCAUUUAAACAAGGGAGAACAAAUCUGGGCACAACAUUUUGUCGGAGAUACAAGUCUUGAAGGACAUUAUCAUGUACACCUUUCAGGAUUUCUGCUAAAGGCCGAUAAAACUGGUGUGUACAUGCUGUUGUACGCUGUUUACAACAUUAACACGAUAUUUGUUCUACGUUUAAUCAUAGGUAUCAGAAGAUAA
Messenger RNA from Gigantopelta aegis, 695 nucleotides. RefSeq names its product complement C1q tumor necrosis factor-related protein 3-like. The record is from RefSeq and is a predicted model, not a curated record. The transcript has 2 exons. Gene Ontology annotation, molecular function: protein binding. The coding region runs from base 15 to 695 and encodes 226 amino acids. Lineage: Eukaryota; Metazoa; Mollusca; Gastropoda; Neomphalida; Peltospiridae.